GGCAAUGCUGCCCGCGACAGCGCGUGGAGAGGCUGUUCCGUGCGAAGGUGGCGACGCGCCGAAUGGCCAAGUGGCUGCGGGAGAUCAGGGGCGGCGGCCCCUGCAGCGGGCCUGGCAGUGCCGCCCCAGGUGGCGAUGCGGCAGGCCGCGCCUUGGCGCUGGAGUCGGCGGUCGCCGAGCUGCGGCAGGCGCUGCGGCUGCACCUGGAGGAUGGCGGGGCGCGCAGCGUGGAGCGGGCCGAGCCCGCGCCCGGCUCUGCAUGA
Messenger RNA from Prorocentrum cordatum, 263 nucleotides. The record is from the annotation of a GenBank genome assembly. NCBI's taxonomy places the organism in Eukaryota, Dinophyceae, Prorocentrales, Prorocentraceae.